Petromyzon marinus (sea lamprey) is the source of this 4667-nucleotide messenger RNA. RefSeq names its product syntaxin binding protein 4 (gene STXBP4). Gene Ontology annotation, molecular function: protein binding. The record is from RefSeq and is a predicted model, not a curated record. Lineage: Eukaryota; Metazoa; Chordata; Hyperoartia; Petromyzontiformes; Petromyzontidae.
GGAAGAAUACGAACCACCCCCCUCCUCCCCAUACUGAAUCGAGGUGCUGAAUGCCGGACGUGACCAUCGGGGACGUGCGUGUUUAAGUGGGAGCGGAUGACUCUGGGUGAAGUGGUGACAGCUCUCAACCGUGUCCCAACAUCACGUGGAGGAAGGUGUGGGGGAUAUUUCCCCCAUUAAUGGAAGAUCGAGGACUCGCCAAACUGCGAAUGCGAUGAGAUGCGAAACCAACAGGCAUAUUACUGACGACUGCCCGACACUACAACGCCUGCUCUGGACCAUCAUGGGACCUCACGGGAUCAACCGAGCAGCCCACCGCAUCGUCCUGUCCGAUUGCGAGAACGGCCUCGGAGUGAAGGUGAUCGGUGGAGUGCGCGAAUCCGGAGAGGAGUUCGGUGUUUACGUGAAACGCGUGCUGCCCGGAGGGAUGGCGGCCCUAGACGGGCGGCUGAGGCCAGGUGACCAGAUCUUGGAGGUGAACGGCGAGAGUCUGCUGGGAGUGACUAAUGACAGCGCGGUCGACGUCCUGCGCCUGGCCUCCGUGAGCAGUCACAUGUCGCUGCUCAUCUCUCGCGACGACGAGGCUCGGAGAGAGUUUGCGGAGCUCCUGGAGAAGUACGCGAGUAACAGUGACGCCAGCUCAGCACACAGCUCCCCGACGCCGCCCACGUUAGGAAAGUUCCUAGACAGCACCUCGUCAGCUUCGUCGUCCCGAUCUCCGAGUCCCCUGCUCAGCCCCAAGGACAGCCUGAGCCACACCUCGGGGGCGUUCCCGGCCUCGCGCGACUCGCGAGCCACCACGCCCAGCAGCCCACAGAGCGAGAGCGGCGCCAUCCAGGUGAUCUCCCUGGUCAGGACCUCGGGCCUGGGCAUCACCCUCAUGGGCGGCACGAACCGUCCUGACGGGCCCAUGGUGUACGUGCAGGAGGUGCUGCCGGGCGGCGACUGCCACAAGGACGGGCGCGUGAGACCAGGGGAUCAGCUCGUGGCCAUCAACAAGGAGUCGCUCGUGGGCAUCACUCACGAAGACGCCAAGGGGCUGCUGACUCGCACCAAGCUUCGCACGGACGCCGGCGUGGAGAUCGCGUUCAUCCGAGGGAAGGGUCCCCCGUACUCGAGUGCCCUCCACAGCGUGGCGCUCUACUCCUCGCAGCCCGGCAUCCCCAGCACGCAGCCCAAGCAGGGAAAUUCUCGGCAAGGCUUGGCGCCCAUACCAGUCAUCAACUCGGCAGGGUCCACACACGCAGGGGGGCGGCACUUGAGCAGGAAGCUGUCGCUGGACCCACACGUGCGGCUCAAGGUGGACAAGCUGGAGCUGGCGCUGCGCUAUCUGGGUGUGGAGGCGCGGGAAGAGCAGCAGGAGGCACUCCGCGAAGCUCUGCAAGUGGAUUCGCGCGGAACGGUCAAGUACGGAGAUUUUGUGCGGGCAGCUCGCCAGGUGUUCUGCCUGCAGCUGGAGGAGAUGGGGCCGGCUCAGGGCGCGGUGCUGGUCGGCACGAGCGAGCUGGCCGCCCUGCUGGAGCCGCUGUCCCCGCUCGGCCGGGGCUUUGGCAGCGACGAUGGGGAAGCGGAGCGCCUCAGGAGGGAGAGGGAUGAAGCUCUCUUCGAGAACCACAGCCUCAAGGCCCGGCUGAGCGAGGUCGAGCACUCGAGCAAGGAUCUGCACGAGGAGCUGCAGAAGGCAAAACAGGAGGCGCAGGUGGCGCUGGAGGAGAGCCGCGCGCUGCGGAACCGCGUGCACCUGGCGGAGGUGGCGACGCGGCAGGCGCACAGCAUGGAGCAGGACUACGAGGAGGUGGUGCGGCUCCUCGAGAUCGAGCUGUCCGACGUCAAGGGCCAGCUCAUCGACCUCGAGCGCAAGGAGGCCGCCAAGGACGAGGUGCUGGAGCUGAGGAAGAGAAUCGCCGUGCUCGACUGCCAGCUGCGCAAGUCCGAGAUGACGAGGAAAACCUUCGAGGUCUCCACUGACAAGCUGCUGCAGUUCGUGGAGACGGUGCAGGAGGUCCUGUCCAGUCUGGUCCCGGCGCAAGGACAGCUGGCGCUGACGAGAGGCGAGACGGUGGGGGUGCAUCACCUGUCCCCCGUGGUGUCGCGCGGAGUGCGGAACGGCACUGCCAGCUGCCUUGGCCUGGCGGCCGAGGCUCGGGAGAUCAGCAAGUCCAUUCGCGGGCUCAUCGAGGCCGACUGUUUGCCAUAUGGCUGGGAAGAGGCCUACACAGCGGAUGGCAUCAAGUAUUUUAUAAAUCACGUGACGCAGACGACCUCGUGGGUUCACCCGGUGACCAGCACGCUCAGCUUGCCCCUGUCAGACGACGCGGCCAAUGGGGUUGCUGGAGAGUCCACCACGUAGCCAAUCGCGCGCGAGCUUGGACCAGCUAUGGCCGGUGGUCACCUGUGUCGAGGUCGCGGAGGAAUGUAAUGGAAGAAUGUUACUUUUGACACUUUUUUUUAGUAGUGUGCCUACGAGCAAAUGUAUCAUAUCCAUGUACAAAGAAGAACCCCGUGGACUUUGUAAAUCAGAAGAAAGCCAGAGCACGUGAUGCCUCCCGACGUGGUUUAAAUAUUAAACGCAUCCCGUCGCAGGGCCGUGAAGGAUGGAUGCCAGCAUCGGGAGGCCUUCAUCCAGCAGUGUAUAGACCUUGGCAAAGGAUGAUGUAUAUGAAGCAAAACAGUUUAGUGUUACCGGUACAUUGGUUGUAGAAGUUAUGUCUUUCAUUAGCGCGUUGUUUUUAUUUUAAGGUGUCAACAGCCCUGUAACUAUCGCAGCCCAGCACGUAUAUUUUUACUGGUAUUUGUUCACAGUUUUUAAACCAUUUUACUUUACUUUAGCGCAGAGAACAUUAGCGGCGCGUCAGUUUAAAUUCAAACUGUGAAGACAAAACUGUGGGAUUUGCUUGGGUUUUGCAACCACGUGGAUUUAUUUCAUGAUAAAAAAAGGUGUGUGUAUUUCUGGGAAUCUGUAAAUACAGAAGGGAUAGUGUUAUUUUCAACGACAUGCCUUAUUUCGUUUUCAUACGAUGCCGAGUAUUCGUGUUUGAAGGAAACAAAAAGGGCGUUGCCGUUUGAACACCGCGAUGUAGGGUGGCAGGCUGGCUGUGUGACAGCCGUGUCUCGCCUUUAUUGUGACCCAUCACUUUCCAAGGCCCCAUUGCAUAUUGCCACACAGCAACAACAAAACGGCGUUCGAUGCUCAAGUGGCAAUGACGUGCACCAUGGCGCCUACGCCGCACUAGUUGCACCUCGAGGCCACUUGAAGUCUGGAAGGCUCGCUGCUAGUAGGAGAUCACGGCACAGACCCAAGUGUUACGAGUUGAUUACUACCCUUUUUUGGAGGCCGUGUCCUGUGUACACCUUGUGCCACAUAUGGACAGCUAUCACUGGAGGCUCCCCUUGGCUAGACUUCAGGGCAUUGAAACGGUUCAGAUGAGAUGUAAUGCAGGGCACUUGAUUUCCUAGGCAAUUAAUUGCCCUAUGAAUCCGAAUCCUUAAGGUGACAUUAACAUGCACUUGUGCCAGACUAGAUGCAGUUGGAGGCCAUGAGAAGUGAUCGAAGGAUUGCCAGCAGGAAGAAUAUGAUACAGACCCAGAUAUGAACUAGCUCAGGUCACUGGCAGAUGUACAUGCGCUCUCCACUGGACUAACUCAGUUUUAUCUACCUGCUGCUCUGCUCGUUGUUGUGAGCAUUGUUCCCCUACCUCCUGCUGUAGUCGAGGAUGGCGGCAGCUGACCAACACCCAUUAACAUCUUGCGCAUCCCCCUCCAUCAAUCCUCAUGUUGACACCACUCGUGAAAGCCAUUGCCACGCACUCACACAUACACAUUCCCCGAAGACAAACUGGCAUGUUCACAAAGAUGAUAUGUAUUCAAAUAUUUUUUCUCAUUAAAAUACAAAGUGAGCUCCGUCCGUCCGUCCAUUAUAGAUGUUUUUUCUUUUUAAGGCCACAGUGUUAUCCACAAUCGUGUUGAAUGUUUGGUCUAAGAUGAUGUGGCAGCAUAGUCCACUCGGAUUAUCAUUCCUCAGCUUAGGCACCACCGCCUUGUGGCUUCUGGGCCACGUUUUGCCGUGGCUGGGUCUGACCGACGCCCGCUGGAUUUGUAAGCGAGCACUUUCGAAACGUUCUUGCUCCAUCCGUGCACGCGCAACCUCAUUCCCCGUCGACACCGCACAGCCAAUGAGACCACCACCACCUCCUACACCAGCGGGCAAGAGGAGCUCACAAUGCAACUGUGGUCACCAUUCUCAAACCAUGGCCCACGCAGUAACGCCACUGCCAGCUUCGAUUAUUCGCCAGCAGCGUUCCAGAUGUUCACCGUGAGGUUAUUCCCGAAACCAUCCACUGGCUCGCCUCGCUAACCUCCACAUGAACAUUUGAACGCGGCUGACCAACUCUCCGACACGAAAAGAAGACUGCUCAUCUCGCCGCAGUUUUGUAACGACAGCCUAGCGGCAGCGCGUUCGUCGCUUGUUGCAAGAAGUUCGCGGUUAAAAUCCAGCGGCUGCCCUGGUUAUAAACUGCGGGUGUAAUAAACCGUAAAAAAACACACACACACACGGGUCGCCUGCAUCACCAGUGGACGUUAAAGAUCAUCCAUCGACGUCUUUCGCAAGAAUAGGCUGUUGUGUGCCGAAGUUCGGGUCCACAUUUUGCCAAAUUCUAAAAUUAACC